GGGGUGGGUGUCGGGGUCCAUGGGUUGGGGGGCACAGCACUGACUGACCCGUGUUUCCCUGCAGGGCUGGUGGGUUCUACACGGCACAGGUCUGGCCUGGGCUGCGCCUCGUCUCCCUCAACAUGAACUUCUGCUCCCAGGCCAACUUCUGGCUCCUCAUCAACGCCACUGACCCCGCAGGGCAGCUCCAGUGGCUCAUGGGGGUCCUGGCCGAUGCUGAGCGUGAUGGGGAGAAGGUGCAUAUCAUCGGGCACAUCCCCCCAGCCCACUGCCUGCGCAGCUGGAGUUGGAACUACUAUCGCAUCGUCAGCAGGUUCGAGGGCACCAUCGCGGCACAGUUCUUCGGGCACACGCACCUGGACGAGUUUGAGCUGUUCUACGAUGAGGAGACGCUGUCACGCCCCGUCUCCAUCGCCUUUGUGGCACCGAGCGUCACCACCUACAUCAACCUCAAUCCCGGGUACCGUGUGUACGAGGUGGCCGCUUCCUACCCCGGGAGCUCCCACGCGGUGCUGGACCACGAGACCUUCAUCCUGAACCUGACGGAGGCCAACGCGGCCCCCCCGGGGACGCCCCCGCGCUGGCAGCGGCUCUACAGGGCGCGCGAGGCCUACGGGCUGCCCACGGCCUUCCCGGCCGACUGGGACCUGCUGGUGCGGCGGCUGCAGGACGACGAGCGACUCUUCCAGCGCUUCUGGUUCCAUCUGCACAAGGGGCACCCACCCCGCGAGCCCUGCGGGGGCCCCUGCAAGGCUGCCCUGCUCUGCGCCCUGCGCUCCGGCCGUGCCGCCGACCCUGCGCUCUGCCGGCCCCUGCGCCCGGCUCUGCCCUUCCCACGCAUCCAGGAGCUCUGGCGACAGCGGCAGCUCUGCUGACGUGGUAACCCUGGGAGCGG
Empidonax traillii (willow flycatcher) is the source of this 895-nucleotide messenger RNA. RefSeq names its product sphingomyelin phosphodiesterase-like. Gene Ontology annotation, biological process: ceramide biosynthetic process; sphingomyelin catabolic process. Gene Ontology annotation, molecular function: acid sphingomyelin phosphodiesterase activity. The record is from RefSeq and is a predicted model, not a curated record. The coding region runs from base 123 to 875 and encodes 250 amino acids. Gene Ontology annotation, cellular component: lysosome. Lineage: Eukaryota; Metazoa; Chordata; Aves; Passeriformes; Tyrannidae. The transcript has 5 exons.